This is a messenger RNA of Siniperca chuatsi (mandarin fish), 678 nucleotides long. Its product is annotated as lymphocyte antigen 6G-like. The transcript has 3 exons. NCBI's taxonomy places the organism in Eukaryota, Metazoa, Chordata, Actinopteri, Centrarchiformes, Sinipercidae. The coding region runs from base 264 to 572 and encodes 102 amino acids. The record is from RefSeq and is a predicted model, not a curated record.
UGACAGUUUACACCCAGCUCGACCGCAACGUGGAGUGAGCUGUGGCAAUGCGUGAUGCUGUACGGCCAGAUACGCAGAUUCAUUUAGGGAUAAUGAGGUCACUUUAGGGCCGACAUUAUUCCAGUCACGUCGGAGAAGGCUUUGUGAGGAAAUGCAAAUGUACUGAAAAAAAUAGUUAAGAGAAGUUGGAGUGAAAGAGGAAGCCUUCUCUCCAGUACUCCUUUCACCGGACUGAUUAACUCCAUUUUUUCUUUCCGUUCACGAUGCAGCUUUACGGAGCUCUGGUCCUGUUAAUGACUCUGUCAAUAGCAUCUGGAUUAAGAUGCUACACAUGCACAGCCGCCGACCCUAAAUCCUGCACAGACACCACAUCUUGUCUUGUCAUCUUCAACCGUUGUUUCUCUCUCAGAGUAAACGGUUAUGACGUGAUUACCAAAGGCUGCCAAUCCAGCAUCGCAUGUGUAAGCCCCAUGCAAUGCUGCGAAGGGGACUUGUGUAACAGUGCCAUACCCACUGGUCCCAGUGUCCUCCUCCUGCUGGUAUCCUCAGCCAUCAUCACACUCUUUCUCUGAGGCUCUGGAAUUUUGUUAUUUCUAUGCUGUACGUUUUUCUGACCAAAUUUGUACAACUGAAGAAGAAUAAACAACAUAAAAAUAUUAAACUGCACUGCAAAAACUA